Messenger RNA from Scaptodrosophila lebanonensis, 852 nucleotides. RefSeq lists its product as uncharacterized. The record is from RefSeq and is a predicted model, not a curated record. The transcript has 3 exons. NCBI's taxonomy places the organism in Eukaryota, Metazoa, Arthropoda, Insecta, Diptera, Drosophilidae. Bases 206 to 649 code for a protein of 147 amino acids.
CAAAGUCAACGACGGCAAGAUCGGCUGCUCCAAUCGGGUUUUUGAGCGCGCAAAAAUAUUAUAACAAGUAUACGUCGUGUGUGUUUUGCUUUUCUUACUCGUCUAGUGUCAAGCGACAGGUUGUUAUAAAUAUUGCCAAAAAAGGACCUCUGAGAAUUCAAAAUUUUAUUUCCUAUUUAUUGCAAUUUUUGUUGGUGCUUCAAAAAUGAGCACUAAGUUCAAUCUGUGCCGUUGGGCGUUGCUGGCCCUCGUCAUUUGCUCCAUGCUGGGUGGGGCCCGCGGCUUCUGUUCUCUGGAGAAAAUGAAGAAAUUCGCCAUGGAGGCGUGUGAGCACUUAUUUCAACAGGAUGAGGGCCGCGAAAAGCGAUCCAUUGAAUAUAAUCAUCAUCAAAUUAACCGGCUGGGCCACGGCAAACUGUUUAACAAGCAUCAUUAUAUACACCGAAGCAUAUACCCAGAGGGUGGAUAUCUAAAGGUAAACAAGGAUCAUUAUCGACGUCUCAGUGAGCUGGAUGUUGUGCCGCGCUACAAGCCGAAGAAACUGCAUCAUGAGAAGAAGGAGCGCUUCAAGCGCGAUCACUCGACCAGCAGCUACAAUAACAUACCCUAUUGCUGUUUCAAUCAUUGCGAGGAGAACUUCUUUUGCUGAAGAAUGGGACACAGUGAAGCUUGUAGCAUACGCUAGUCAGUAACUGCAGCCAUCCAUAGCUCAUAGUUAAUUGUACAGUGAAGACGCGCUUACUCUUAUAGAGUACCUUAUUAGUUGGUAGACAAAAACGAAUCAAAACAAGUAAAAAAGCUAAAGUCGGGUGUCCCGACUUUGAAAUACUCUGUACAUAUGUUUACAAUAAU